Poecilia latipinna (sailfin molly) is the source of this 2115-nucleotide messenger RNA. It is a transcript of the gene rundc3aa, whose product is annotated as RUN domain containing 3Aa. The transcript has 11 exons. The record is from RefSeq and is a predicted model, not a curated record. Lineage: Eukaryota; Metazoa; Chordata; Actinopteri; Cyprinodontiformes; Poeciliidae. The coding region runs from base 178 to 1491 and encodes 437 amino acids.
CAUCACCCGUUCUAGCUUUCCGUUAGUUCCUCUUCGUAGAGCCGCAUCAGCAGCAGCAGCAUCCGCGGCUCCCCCCGCAGAGGACACCGGGUACUGGAAGGACGCAGGCCCGGCGAAGGGAGAGGUCCUGGCCUGGGUGCGGAUCCCGAAAAGGCCCCGGGUCGGGUCCGCCGCUGGAUGGAGUCCGGCUGCGUUCAGACAGCAAUGGCUAUGGGUCUGACAUCGAAGAAGGCGUCUGCUCGGAGCGUCACGGUGGAGCGGAAGAACCUCAUCACGGUCUGCAGAUUUUCUGUGAAGACUCUUCUAGAAAAGUACACAGCAGAGCCUAUAGAUGAUUCAUCAGAGGAGUUCGUUAACUUUGCUGCUAUUUUAGAGCACAUCCUCAGCCACCGCUUCAAAGGUAACACAGCAGGUUCAGGGAGUUGGUUCAGCUCCGAUGGACAGCGCAGUUUCUGGGAGUACAUCCGGCUGGCGUGCAGCAAGGUGCAGAACAACUGCAUCGCCAGCAUCGAGAACAUCGAGAACAUCAGCACGUCCCGAGCCAAGGGCCGGGCCUGGAUCAGAGUGGCUCUGAUGGAGAAGCGUCUGUCUGAAUAUGUGUCCACUGCUCUGAGAGACACUAGAACAACCAGGAGGUUCUAUGAUGAUGGAGCCAUUAUGCUGAGGGAGGAAGCGACUGUCCUCACUGGCAUGCUGAUUGGACUGAGCGCCAUCGACUUCAGUUUUUGCUUGAAAGGAGAAGCUCUGGAUGGGAAAUGCCCAGCUGUGAUUGAUUACACGCCGUACCUAAAGUUCACUCAGAGCUACGACUACCUGAGCGAUGAGGAGGACCGCCGCAGCGUGGACAGCAGCAACAGCGAGGAGAGCGUCCCCGAGCAUCCCUACAUCCCUCUGGUGACUGACGAGGAAAGCUGGAGCAACAAGUGCCGCAAGAUGGAGCAAAGGUUUAAGAUCGUCUACGCCCAGAAGGGGUAUCUGGAGGAGCUGGUGCGCCUGCGGGAGUCGCAGCUGAAGAACGUGGAGACGGAGAACAAGCGUCUCCGAGCCAAGGUGGAGGAGCUGACACUGCAGGGUCAGCAGGAGAAAAAGGAGCUGGAGGCCAUCGUGUUAGAGCUGCAGGCACAACUCUCCGCCCUCAUGCCUUGUGACUCCUCCCAUCUGGCUAAAGAUCUCGCCAUCCCACUCGUCAACCAGUGGUCCACCAUCACAAACAACCAAGGUGAUGUCAAGCUGUUCCGCAGGAGGAGUUUCCAUAGCCUGGAUCAACUUUCUCCUCAGGUCAGUCUGAACUCCGACUCCCAGAAAACGGAUGGGAGGCAGAACGGAGAUGCUGACUGGACCUCAGCGGGAAAAGACAACACUCCCUCCAUGCUGGGGCUCUGCGGCUCGCUGGCCUCCUUACCGAGCUCCAAGUCUCUGGCGAGCCUGAAGUCCAGCGAGUGUUUGGUGAACAUCAGCACUGAGCCCAGCCCUGCGCUCUCUCCCAGCUAGGAGCCCCCAGAGCAACAACUUAACCGCCCCCUAACCGAUGCUGCGUCGACCAAAACCUGCCACAUUCCCACGUUGAUUAAACAAAAACAGGAACGUUAAGGCAUCACAUCUGGAUUUUUACGCUCCAGGAAGCUGUUUUUUCCCGUAUAUUCUGUUAUUUCAGAUCAAUCCACACAUCUAAAAACCAUGCAACACAUCUGUUUACCUCUUUUUUUUUUUAAAUAUCAAUAGUCUUGCCACAGCUUUGUCUGUGUUUGCCUGUUCUGUUGAAUUAUCAUGUGAAAAGUAUAACCAAAACAGCACAAGAAGGUGAUUUUAAGAGUAACAUUAAGACAUGUGGAUGUCGGAAUACACUCAGCAGUAUUUUCUAAAUAGCAUGACUGAAUGAAACCGGCUGAAAAUCCGCUGACAGUGCAUUAUAUUCUGGUUUUAAUUCUUUAACACCACAAACCUCUCCAGUAUUCAUCGGUUUUAUACAGAUAUAAGCUGCUGCAUAAGAUUCGUUUUGAUUUUGACCCAAAAUCGUUUUGAUUUUGACCAUUUAGUUUUUGGUACAGCAGUAUUUUCUUCUCACUUGUCUACAGUUUGAAUUUUUCUGUUGCAAUAAACUGCCUUUUUCCAUUA